This is a messenger RNA of Ostertagia ostertagi, 543 nucleotides long. NCBI's taxonomy places the organism in Eukaryota, Metazoa, Nematoda, Chromadorea, Rhabditida, Trichostrongylidae. The record is from the annotation of a GenBank genome assembly.
AUGCCGGAAGCGUUUUCAAAGGCUAAAAUUGGUAGGAAACAAUUGCUGGGUGCACCAGAAGGUGUUGGAGAAUUGUUGUUGUUUAUUCCACUUCAGAUUCCCGAUUACUCCAAGAAACGGGAAGGACCGGGUGAGAAUGGUGAUCCCGUGUUCCUAGAAGCGGAACUUGGCGAACCUCUUGAUGAACAUCUGAAGAGAUUCGGUUCUCUUGUGACACUGAUUCGGUCCACUGAAAGGCUCGGUUUGAUCAGAGCGAAAUUAAAGGGAGCAAAAGCCGCAACUGGUGACGUGCUUGUGUUCCUCGACUCUCAUUGUGAAGCAAAUGCCGGCUGGAUCGAACCGCUACUGGCGCGUAUUCAAGAACAGCGCACUGCUGUUGUCUGCCCAAUCAUUGACUCCAUUUCUGAUACGAAUCUUGCUUAUCUUGGUGGUUCACAUGGAGGAAUCGGGACGUUCUGGUGGUCGCUCCACUAUAGUAUAUCAUCAAUGCCCAAGAGGGAAAUUGAGCGAAGAAAGCAUCCAGAAACUGACUACAUACGGUGA